UUUCUCCACCCCAAGUGUCGACCCCUGCUACAACUAUACCAGUCUGGAUGAGCCUUGGAGAUCCACAGACAAUUCUUCCUUUAACUACUAUGGCAUGUGUGAUUAUAAUGUGGAGUGGAAUGGCUGGUACAGGAUGUUCUACAAUGGUGAAAAUGCUCAGAUGCCAGAAUCAUGUGUAAAUCAGUACACGUGUGGCACUUCUGAACCACUGACGCUCAACGGCGCUCACCCACAGCUGGAGGAUGGAGUGGUCACCCGUCAGGUCUGUGUUUCCUCACAGGAUGGCUGCUGUUCUUACACAUCCCAUCCUAUAAGAGUCAAAGCCUGUCCAGGAAAUUACUACGUUUAUGAGUUUGUCAAGCCAACGGUUUGUGGAGCUUACUGUGUUGAUGCCCCAAACCAGUCCAUCUCAUCAACAACAGAGACGAUCCCAUCCAUAGGAUCCAUUACUCCACCAAUCACAACCACUGCUCCCCCUGUUGACCCCUGCUACAACUACACUAUCCUGGAUGAUUCAUGGAGAGCCACCAACAAUCAACAUUCCUCUCAGAUAAUGUGUGACACUUGGGUCAGCUGGAACGGCUGGUACCGUCUCUUUAUUCAGGGUCAGAGCGUUCAGAUGCCGGACACAUGUGUUGAUGAGUAUAGUUGUGGCACUCAUGCUCCUCUGUGGCUGAACGGAGGACAUCCAACAGUUGAGGAUGGAGUGGUCACUCGAGAUGUCUGCGGUCACUGGAGCAAUAACUGCUGCUAUUUCCAGUCCAAUCCCAUUAAAGUCAAAGCCUGUCCAGGAGAUUAUUAUGUCUAUGAGUUUGUGAGGCCAACUUCCUGCAGUUUGGCAUACUGUGCAGAUUCAAGCAACAUAACCACUACCACUACUACUGUCAUGCCAGAGACAACUACAACCAUGGACACUACGACUGAAUCUACAACUGAUCCAUGCUAUGAUUAUAACACUCUUGAUGAAUCCUGGAGAGACAUACGGCAGAGCCCAUUUCAGUACUAUGAAUAUGACGACACUCUUGUUGAAUGGGGCGGCUGGUAUCGGCUGUAUCUGAAUGGAGAAAGUGCCCAGAUGUCUGAGUGGUGUGUGAGUUAUGUGGGAUGUGGAGGUCAGACUGCACUGUCUCUCAACGGUUCUCAUCCAACACUUGAGGAUGGAGUGGUGACCCGUGGAGUCUUGGGGACUUAUUCAUGGUAUUGGUGGUAUUCCAAUCAGUGUGGCGCCUACAGUUCCUCAUCCAUCCGAGUCAAAGCCUGUCCAGGAGAUUAUUACGUCUAUGAAUUUGUCAAACCCAUCAUAUCAUCCCCCCAGCCUAUGUACUGUGCAGUUGCUUUCCAAAGCAUCAGCAGUGAUCCCUGCUACAACUAUGAGUCUCUGGAUCGUCCCUGGAGAGCCAACAAUGAAAGUGGAGGUGAAAUUUGUGAUGACAUGUUCUCCUGGAAUGGCUGGUACCGGCUUUUCUACUAUGGAAUGGACAUCCGGAUGUCAGAGACCUGCAUUAGUACAUUCACCUGUAACACAUACUAUAAUCUGUGGCUCAGUGAUCCUCACCCUCAGAUAGAGGAUGGAGUGGUGAUCAGGGAGAUCUGUGGAGGGGCUUAUUGGGGAAGCUGCUGUGAUUACAAGUUUAAACCCAUCAGAGUGAAAGCGUGUCCAGGCAAUUACUAUGUCUAUGAACUUGUGAAUCAAGCUUGGUGGUGUUCAGGAUACUGCACAGAUGUCAGCACUAUUUCACAGGCGGUUUCCACUGUGAGUCCAGAUAUAUUCACUGGAUCCACCAUCAACUUGAAUUAUGACCCGUGUAAUAACUACAACACACUCGACAACUACUGGAGAAGCACAUUCAAUUACUGGUAUAUAUAUGGAUACAUAAUUGAUCAUGAUGACACUCGUGUAGAAUGGGACGGCUGGUAUCGACUCUUCAUUGAUGGAUCAAGUGCUCAGAUGCCUGAGUGGUGUUUUAAUUCUAUGGCAUGUGGAGGUUUUAGUUCUCUGUAUCUUGGUGACUCUCAUCCUCGGCUAGAAGAUGGAGUUGUUACUCGUGAAGUUUACGGCUCCCGUGAUUAUCAGUGCAGUCGCUACAGAUCCGACCCAAUCCAAGUCAAAGCUUGUCCUGGAAAUUAUUAUGUCUACAAAUUUACCAGACCAACUCUUUCAAUCCCAGCUCCUGUAUAUUGUGCAGUGUCUUUCUCCACCCCAAGUGUCGACCCCUGCUACAACUAUACCAGUCUGGAUGAGCCUUGGAGAUCCAUUGGCAACUAUUAUAAUGGCCAUACCUACGAUGGCAUGUGUGAUUAUAAUGUGGAGUGGAAUGGCUGGUACAGGAUGUUCUACAAUGGUGAAAAUACUCAGAUGCCAGAAUCAUGUGUAAAUCGGUACACGUGUGGCACUUAUGAACCACUGACGCUCAACGGCUCGCACCCACAGCUGGAGGAUGGAGUGGUCACCCGUCAGGUCUGUGUCUCCUUAUGGGGUGACUGCUGUUCUUACACAUCCCACCCUAUAAGAGUCAAAGCCUGUCCAGGAAAUUACUACGUUUAUGAGUUUGUCAAGCCAAUAUUUUGUGGAGCUUACUGUGUUGAUGCCUCAAACCAGUCCAUCUCAUCUACAACAGAGACGAUCCCAUCCAUAGGAUCCAUUACUCCACCAAUCACAACCACUGCUUUCCCUGUUGACCCCUGCUACUACUACAAUAUCCUGGAUGAUUCAUGGAGAGCCACCAACAAUCAACAUUCCUCUCAGAUAAUGUGUGACACUGCGGUCAGCUGGAACGGCUGGUACCGUCUCUUCAUUCAGGGUCAGAGCGUUCAGAUGCCGGACACAUGUGUUGAUGAGUAUAGUUGUGGUACUAAUGCUCCUCUGUGGCUGAACGGAGGACAUCCAACAGUUGAGGAUGGAGUGGUCACUCGAGAUGUCUGCGGUCACUGGAGCAAUAACUGCUGCUAUUUCCAGUCCAAUCCCAUUAAAGUCAAAGCCUGUCCAGGAGAUUUUUAUGUCUAUGAGUUUGUGAGCCCAACUACCUGCCAUUUGGCAUACUGUGCAGAUUCAAGCAACAUAACCACAACCACUACUACUGUCAUGCCAGAGACAACCACAACCGAAACUACAACAACAGAAACUACAACCAUGGACACUACGACUGAACCAACAACUGAUCCAUGCUAUGAUUAUAUCACUCUUGAUGAAUCCUGGAGAGACAUACGGCAAAGCUCAAAUCAGAACUAUGGAUUUGAUGACACUCUUGUUGAAUGGAGCGGCUGGUAUCGGCUGUAUCUGAAUGGAGAAAGUGCCCAGAUGUCUGAGUGGUGUGUGAGUAAUGUGGGAUGUGGAGGUCAAACUGCACUGUCUCUCAACGGUUCUCAUCCAACACUUGAGGAUGGAGUGGUGACCCGUGAAGUCUUGGGGAGUAAUGCAUGGUAUUGGUGGUAUUCCAAUCAGUGUGGCGCCUACAAUUCCUCAUCCAUCCGAGUCAAAGCCUGUCCAGGAGAUUAUUACGUCUAUGAGUUUGUCAAACCCGUCAUAUCAUCCCCCCAGCCUAUGUACUGUGCAGUUGCUUUCCAAAACAUCAGCAGUGAUCCCUGCUACAACUAUGAGUCUCUGGAUCGUCCCUGGAGAGCCAACAAUGAAAUCGGAGAUACCGUUUGUGAUGAAGGUUUCUCCUGGAAUGGCUGGUACCGGCUUUUCUACUAUGGAAUGGACAUCCGGAUGUAUGAGACCUGUAUUAGUUCAUACAGCUGUAACACAUACUUUAAUCUGAGGCUCAAUGAUCCUCACCCUCAGAUAGAGGAUGGAGUGGUGAUCAGGGAGAUCUGUGGAGGGUCUUAUUGGGGAAGCUGCUGUGAAUACAAGACAACCCCCAUCAGAGUGAAAGCGUGUCCAGGCAAUUACUAUGUCUAUGAACUUGUGAAUCCACAAAUAUGGUGUUCAGGAUACUGCACAGAUGUCAGCACUAUUUCACAGGCGGUUUCCACUGUGAGUCCAGAUAUAUUCACUGGAUCCACCAUCACCUUGAAUUAUGACCCGUGUAAUAACUACAACACACUCGACAACUACUGGAGAAGCACACUCAAUUACUGGUUUAUGUAUGGACUCAUAAUUGAUCAUGAUGACACUCGUGUAGAAUGGGACGGCUGGUAUCGACUCUUCAUUAAUGGAUCAAGUGCUCAGAUGCCUGAGUGGUGUAUGUCUUACCUGUCAUGUGGAGGUUUUAGUUCUCUGUAUCUUGGUGACUCUCAUCCACGGCUAGAAGAUGGAGUUGUUACUCGUGAAGUUUAUGGUACUCACUAUGAUCAGUGCAGUCGCUACAGAUCCGACCCAAUCCAAGUCAAAGCUUGUCCUGGAAAUUAUUAUGUCUACAAAUUUACCAGACCACCUCUUUCAAUCCCAGCUCCUGUAUAUUGUGCAGUGCCUUUCUCCACCCCAAGUGUCGACCCCUGCUACAACUAUACCAGUCUGGAUGAGCCUUGGAGAUCCACAGACAACUAUUACUAUAAUAACUAUUACAACUACGGCAUGUGUGAUUUUAAUGUGGAGUGGAAUGGCUGGUACAGGAUGUUCAACAAUGGUGAAAAUACUCAGAUGCCAGAAUCAUGUGUAAAUCCGUACAUGUGUGGCACUUAUGAUCCACUGACGCUCAACGGCGCUCACCCACAGCUGGAGGAUGGAGUGGUCACCCGUCAGGUCUGUGUCUCCUCAUGGGAUGACUGCUGUACUUACACAUCCCACCCUAUAAGAGUCAAAGCCUGUCCAGGAAAUUACUACGUUUAUGAGUUUGUCAAGCCAAUAUUUUGUGGAGCUUACUGUGUUGAUUCCUCAAACCAGUCCAUCUCAUCAACAACAGAGACGAUCCCAUCCAUAGGAUCCAUUACUCCACCAAUCACAACCACUGCUCCCCCUGUUGACCCCUGCUACAACUACACUAUCCUGGAUGAUUCAUGGAGAGCCACCAACAAUCAACAUUCCUCUCAGAUAAUGUGUGACGCUUGGGUCAGCUGGAACGGCUGGUACCGUCUCUUCAUUCAGGGUCAGAGCGUUCAGAUGCCGGACACAUGUGUUGAAGAGUAUAGUUGUGGCACUCAUGCUCCUCUGUGGCUGAACGGAGGACAUCCAACAGUUGAGGAUGGAGUGGUCACUCGAGAUGUCUGCGGUCACUGGAGCAAUAACUGCUGCUAUUUCCAGUCCAAUCCCAUUAAAGUCAAAGCCUGUCCAGGAGAUUAUUAUGUCUAUGAGUUUGUGAGCCCAACUACCUGCCAUUUGGCAUACUGUGCUGAUUCAAGCACCAUAAACACUACUACCACUGUCAUGCCAGAGACAACCACAACCGAAACUACAACAACUGAAACUACAACUAUGGACAAUACAACGGAACCAACAACUGAUCCAUGCUAUGAUUAUAACACUCUUGAUGAAUCCUGGAGAGACAUACGGCAAAGCCCAUUUCAGUACUAUGAAUAUGAUGACACUCUUGUUGAAUGGAGCGGCUGGUAUCGGCUGUAUCUGAAUGGAGAAAGUGCCCAGAUGUCUGAGUGGUGUGUGAGUUAUGUGGGAUGUGGAGGUCAAACUGCACUGUAUAUCAGCGGUUCUCAUCCAACACUUGAGGAUGGAGUGGUGACCCGUGAUGUCGUGGGAACUAAUGCAUUUUGGUAUUGGGGGGAGUAUUACAGUUAUUGUGGCGUCUACAGUUCCUCAUCCAUCCGAGUCAAAGCCUGUCCAGGAGAUUAUUACGUCUAUGAGUUUGUCAAACCCAUCAUAUCAUCCCCCCAGCCUAUGUACUGUGCAGUUACUUUCCAAAGCAUCAGCAGUGAUCCCUGCUACAACUAUGAGUCUCUGGAUCGUCCCUGGAGAGCCAACAAUGAAAGUGGAGAUAGCAUUUGUGAUGAAGGUUUCUCCUGGAAUGGCUGGUACCGGUUUUUCUACUAUGGAAUGGACAUCCGGAUGUAUGAGACCUGUAUUAGUACAUUCGCCUGUAACACAAAAUUUAAUCUGAGGCUCAGUGGUCCUCACCCUCAGAUAGAGGAUGGAGUGGUGAUCAGGGAGGUUUGUGCAGGGUAUUAUUGGGGAAGCUGCUGUGAUUACCUGACAACCCCCAUCAGAGUGAAAGCGUGUCCAGGCAAUUACUAUGUCUAUGAACUUGUGAAUCCACAAAUAUGGUGUUCAGGAUACUGCACAGAUGUCAGCACUAUUUCAAAGGCGGUUUCCACUGUGAGUCCAGAUAUAUUCACUGGAUCCACCAUCAACUUGAAUUAUGACCCGUGUAAUAACUACAACACACUCGACAACUACUGGAGAAGCACACUCAAUUACGGGUAUAUAUAUGGACACAUAAUUGAUCAUGAUGACACUCGUGUAGAAUGGGACGGCUGGUAUCGACUCUUCAUUGAUGGAUCAAGUGCUCAGAUGCCUGAGUGGUGUUUUUAUUACAUGUCAUGUGGAGGUUAUAGUUCUCUGUAUCUUGGUGACUCUCAUCCUCGACUAGAAGAUGGAGUUGUUACUCGUGAAGUUUACGGCUCCCGUUAUGAACAGUGCAGUCGCUACAGAUCCGACCCAAUCCAAGUCAAAGCUUGUCCUGGAAAUUAUUAUGUCUACAAAUUUACCAGACCAACUCUUUCAAUCCCAGCUCCUGUAUAUUGUGCAGUGCCUUUCUCCACCCCAAGUGUCGACCCCUGCUACAACUAUACCAGUCUGGAUGAGCCUUGGAGAUCCACUGACAACUAUUACUAUAAUAACUAUUACAACUAUGGCAUGUGUGAUUAUAAUGUGGAGUGGAAUGGCUGGUACAGGAUGUUCAACAAUGGUGAAAAUGCUCAGAUGCCAGAAUCAUGUGUAAAUCAGUACAUGUGUGGCACUGAUAAUCCACUGUCACUCAACGGCGCUCACCCACAGCUGGAGGAUGGAGUGGUCACCCGUCAGGUCUGUGUCUCCUCAUGGAGUGGCUGCUGUUCUUACACAUCCCAUCCUAUAAGAGUCAAAGCCUGUCCAGGAAAUUACUACGUUUAUGAGUUUGUCAAGCCAAUGGUUUGUGGAGCUUACUGUGUUGAUGCCCCAAACCAGUCCAUCUUACCAACAUCAGAGACGAUCCCAUCCAUAGGAUCCAUUACUCCACCAAUCACAACCACUGCUCCCCCUGUUGACCCCUGCUACAACUACACUAUCCUGGAUGAUUCAUGGAGAGCCACCAACAAUCAACAUUCCUCUCAGAUAAUGUGUGACACUGCGGUCAGCUGGAACGGCUGGUACCGUCUCUUCAUUCAGGGUCAGAGCGUUCAGAUGCCGGACACAUGUGUUGAUGAGUAUAGUUGUGGCACUCAUGCUCCUCUGUGGCUGAACGGAGGACAUCCAACAGUUGAGGAUGGAGUGGUCACUCGAGAUGUCUGCGGUCACUGGAGCAAUAACUGCUGCUAUUUCCAAUCCAAUCCCAUUAAAGUCAAAGCCUGUCCAGGAGAUUAUUAUGUCUAUGAGUUUGUGAGGCCAACUGCCUGCCAUUUGUCAUACUGUGCUGAUUCAAGCAACAUAAACACUACUACCACUGUCAUGCCAGAGACAACCACAACCGAAACUACAACAACUGAAACUACAACUAUGGACAAUACAACGGAACCCACAACUGAUCCAUGCUAUGACUAUAUCAUUGUUGAUGAAUCCUGGAGAGACAUACGGCAAAGCCCAUUUCAGAACUAUGGAUUUGAUGACACUCUUGUUGAAUGGAGCGGCUGGUAUCGGCUGUAUCUGAAUGGAGAAAGUGCCCAGAUGUCUGAGUGGGGUGUGAGUUUUGUGGGAUGUGGUGGACAAACUGCACUGUCUCUCAGCGGUUCUCAUCCAACACUUGAGGAUGGAGUGGUGACCCGUGGAGUCGUGGGAAAUUAUUGGUGUUAUUGGGGGGAGUCAUACAAUUAUUGUGGCUCCUACAGUUCCUCAUCCAUCCUAGUCAAAGCCUGUCCAGGAGAUUAUUACGUCUAUGAGUUUGUCAAACCCGUCAUAUCAGCCCCCCAGCCUAUGUACUGUGCAGUUGCUUUCCAAAGCAUCAGCAGUGAUCCCUGCUACAACUAUGAGUCUCUGGAUCGUCCCUGGAGAGCCAACAAUGAAAGUGGAAAUUACAUUUGUGAUGAAGGUUUCUCCUGGAAUGGCUGGUACCGGCUUUUCUACAAUGGAAUGGACAUCCGGAUGUAUGAGACCUGUUUUAGUUCAUACAGCUGUAACACAUACAUCAAUCUCAGGCUCUUUAGUCCUCACCCUCAGAUAGAGGAUGGAGUGGUGAUCAGGGUGAUCUGUGGAUCGUCUUAUUGGGGAAGCUGCUGUGAUUACAUGACAACCCCCAUUAGAGUGAAAGCGUGUCCAGGCAAUUACUAUGUCUAUGAACUUGUGAAUCCAAAACUUGGGUGUACAGGAUACUGCACAGAUGUCAACACUAUUUCACAGGCGGUUUCCACUGUGAGUCCAGAUAUAUUCACUGGAUCCACCAUCAACUUGAAUUAUGACCCGUGUAAUAACUACAACACACUCGACAACUACUGGAGAAGCACACUCAAUUACUGGUCUACUUAUGGAUACAUAUUUGAUAAUGAUGACACUCGUGUAGAAUGGGACGGCUGGUAUCGACUCUUCAUUGAUGGAUCAAGUGCUCAGAUGCCUGAGUGGUGUUAUAAAUAUAUGUCAUGUGGAGGUUUUAGUUCUCUGUGGCUUGAUGGCUCUCAUCCUCGACUAGAAGAUGGAGUUGUUACUCGUGAAGUUUACGGCUCCAGUAAUGAUCAGUGCGGUCGCUACAGAUCCGACCCAAUCCAAGUCAAAGCUUGUCCUGGAAAUUAUUAUGUCUACAAAUUUACCAGACCAACUCUUUCAAUCCCAGUUCCUGUAUAUUGUGCAGUGUCUUUCUCCACCCCAAGUGUCGACCCCUGCUACAACUAUACCAGUCUGGAUGAGCCUUGGAGAUCCACAGACAACUAUAACUACUAUCGCAUGUGUGAUUAUAAUGUGGAGUGGAAUGGCUGGUACAGGAUGUUCAACAAUGGUGAAAAUGCUCAGAUGCCAGAAUCAUGUGUAAAUCAGUACACGUGUGGCACUGAUAAUCCACUGACGCUCAACGGCGCUCACCCACAGCUGGAGGAUGGAGUGGUCACCCGUCAGGUCUGCAUCUCCUCAUGGGGUGACUGCUGUACUUACACAUCCCAUCCUAUAAGAGUCAAAGCCUGUCCAGGAAAUUACUACGUUUAUGAGUUUGUCAAGCCAAUGAUUUGUGGAGCUUACUGUGUUGAGACGAUCCCAUCCAUAGGAUCCAUUACUCCACCAAUCACAACCACUGAUGUGAGAGAUCGCUGUUCUGAACUCAGCUGCUCUGAGGAUGAAUGGUGUGGGAAGAAAAAUGGUGUUUAUGGCUGUUUAUGUAAUGAAGACCAUCACAGACCACAACCUGACUCUUUUGAUUUCUCGGAAACCUGUGAAAGCAGCUCUGGCUCCAUAUCUGUGUCUCGCUGUCAGCUCUUUGAGGCUGGUUUUCCAGCUGAUGUCUUACACCUCAAUGAUCCCGACUGCAAAGGAACGGUCCGGAACGGCCGAGUGGAAUUCCUCUUUGAUAAUGAUGAACACAUCUGUGGAACAAAUCUUGUGGCUAACGGCACCCACUUCAUCUAUAACAACUUUAUUGUGGGGACACCGAGAUCAGAAGGUCUAAUCAUCAGCAGACAGAAAAUCCUGCAUCUUAAUUUCAGCUGUGCUUAUCCUCAAUCACAAACACUUUCCAUGAAUGUGGAAAUCAAUCCACUGGGGAGCAUGGUGAACAAGACUCUUCCCGCUGGUGAAGGCAGAUAUCAGGUCCGGAUGAUCCCAUAUGAGGAUGAUGAGUUUACCCGGCCCUUCACUGGUCGAGUGAAUGCAGAGCUCGACCAGGAGAUGCAUGUGGAAGUUCGUGUUGAGGGGGUCGACAGCCGCCAGUUCGCCCUGGUGAUGGACACGUGUUGGGCUACACCUGUGAAUGAUCCCGAUUACAGCCUCCGCUGGGACCUCAUCCUUUCAGAGUGUCCGAAUCCAGAUGACGACACAGUGGAUCUGCUGCAGAACGGCGUCUCGACAUCCAGCCGUUUCUCCUUCAGGAUGUUCAUCUUCACUGCAAACUCCACUAAGCUUUAUCUGCACUGUGCUGUUCACCUUUGCCUUCUGUCAAGCAAUCGCUGCUCAACGAACUGUUCCUCUGGACACCAGCGGAGAGAGCGCAGGUCUCUGGACUUCCAUGACAGUGCUUCCAUAUCCAUGGGUCCUCUGGUUUGGUCUGAACGGAGCUCAGACAUACCGAUCCCAGAUAAAGUGCAAGGGUCCGGGGCACCAGGCCUGUGUGGUUCCUUGUUCCUUUUGAUGGUUUCACUCCUUAGUGCCUACACUUUGCUGUAUGUUUAGACAUACAAUUACCUUUGAAUUCUCUGAUUAUACAUUUUUAAAAAGAUCUGAUUUGUACACUGUACAUCGAAUUAGGAACAAUUAAGAUUGAUAAAUUGUUCUGCUUUGACUUGUAUUUGCACCUAAUAAUAAUGAUGACCAUUAAGUUUACUUUCUCUGUCCAGUAUGGUAAAAAAAAAAAGAAUUGAUUUGAUUGCUUCUUUCUUUAUUUUCAAUUGUACUUAAAUGUACUUACAUUUUUUGAAAUCCUCACCAAACUGUGAUUAUGUGAAACUGUCCGGUCCCUGUGUAAUUUUAUGAUGGCAAUAGGCCGCCUUGAUUUCUGAAGGGUGUCCUGACCUUCUACUGCUUCUAAGGACAUGGAUUUAAAGGUCUAAUAUUAAAUAUAUAUAUAUAUAU
Molecule: messenger RNA, 10786 nt
Organism: Pimephales promelas (fathead minnow)
Lineage: Eukaryota; Metazoa; Chordata; Actinopteri; Cypriniformes; Leuciscidae
Source: RefSeq, a predicted model, not a curated record